AUAACCCGGAAGCGCUCAUAUAGUUGAUUGACACACGCUUUUGUUAGCGCGUGUAUGCACAAAUGUGCAGCUAGUGGGGAAAUACUUCGGUUAAAUACACUAAAGCUUAUUCUUCAAUGGAGCUGGUGAACCAGGUGUUGGUGCAGUAUCCAGAGCUGCUGUACAGUGGCGUCGGGGUCGCGGCUUGUCUCAGCGGCGGCGCGCUUAUAUACAACAUCACGAACAGGAAGAAACCAACACAUGUGAAGGUGAAUUGUUGGUUUUGUAAUCAGGACACGGAGGUUCCGUAUGGAAACAGGAACUGCUGGGACUGUCCUUACUGUGAGCAGUACAACGGCUUCCAAGAGAAUGGCGACUAUAACAAACCAAUCCCCGCGCAAUAUAUGGAGCACCUUAACCACGGAGUGUCGGCCGGCCUACCUGUGUCUGAAGCCCCCAAGACUUUGCAGUGGGUAAACUGCCAAAUGCUGCUGUGUAAGAAAUGUAACAACCACCAGACAGUGAAGAUUAAACAACUGGCAUCAUUCAGUCCCAGAGAAGAGGACAAUUACGAUGAAGAGAUUGAGGUGUACAAGCAUCAUCUUGAGCAAACGUACAAAUUGUGCAGGCCGUGUCAGACUGCAGUGGAGUACUACAUCAAGCACCAGAACAGGCAGCUGAGAGCUCUGCUCCUUAACCACCAGCUCAGACGCAGCCGAGAUGCAGACAAGGCCUUUGUUACGAGCUCCUUCACAGUCUCCACUCCUGCUUGGCUUGUGAUGCUGAGAACCAUGGCUUUCCUCACUUGUGCUUUUCUGGUCGCCCUGGUUGUGUACGGAUCUGGAGACUUAUCCUCCCUAAAUGACAGCUCUCACAUCCCGAAGGGAGGAGUCGCACCCCUUAAACACACUCUCCAAAAUGACACAGAAGCCAAGGUCAAUGACAGCAGCAAAAGCGGGCAGAUGUGGAGCGAUCUGGUGGGCCUUCUUCCAGAGGAGGCAGUAGAGAACGCUAAGCUGAUCUGGGAGUCUGGAAGCAACCAUCAGAUGGCUGUCGCUUCAUUCGGCCUUUUGACAUGCAUCACCGGUGUCCUAAUGGCAGGACCCGUCAGGUUAAGAAGAAUUGAUGCCUUUGCUUCUUUCCUCUGGCUCCUCGUGUUAUGCCUGUACUCCGUUGAGUUUUACUUGAAGACGGACAUCCCCCAUUGGCUGGACGCAAUCAAGCUUGGCGCCACCUCCUUGUGUUGCUUGGUCGGAUUCGCCGCAGCCGUGGCCACGCGCAAGCCAACGAGUCAGAGAAGAUCCAGAGGCCGCAGGUAUCUGUCUGGCAGUUCUUUUGGGAUGUACUGCAGUGGUCAGUCCCCGGUGGUGUCUGGAUCGUCUGCUUUCAUCCCCACUCCUCCUCCCAACCUGGCACAACUUCUAGCUCACCAACAAAGCCAGAAAACCCGUAGAGCAUCACCCUCCUCGCUGCCAGGUCGUCUCAACAGAGCCCUCUCAUUGGGCACCAUGCCAACCCUCGCCAGGCAAGAUUCUGGUUUCCUGUUCAGCGGGAGUAGGCCAUCAUCACAAUGCAAAGACUCCCCACCUUCAGAUUAUUUCUCUCUGAAGUCAGGAAGUCGGCCAUCGUCCCCUGCUCCCUCCCCCACACCGUCUGUGGCAAGUUCAGUCACAUCCUCCUCCAGCUCAGCCAGGCAGCGGAGGCCGCUUAUCAGUCCAGCAAGACUCAACAUCAGCGGGCAGAAGCUUCAGCUUUUCUCCUCUCCUCUGGAAUCCAGGAGUCUUUCACCUCCACCGCCAUGCUUGUCAGAACCGAACUACUUCAAUAGUAGAGCUGUUAUGCCUGAUGUUCCUCAUUUCCCCUCAAACAAUCAUGACUUGGGUUCACUGUUUGAAGAUGGCAGUGUCUUUGAACAUGGGAAAAACAAAAUGAGCAGCUCUUCAGGGUCAUCCAACUGCCGUGUGGACACAACCACAGGGAAUGAAAAUGACAGCAAAUCCAAAUGGCAAGGUUGUUUUGGAAAGUCCAUAUGGCCGGGUCUUUUGGUCACCAGCUUAACUGCCAACUUAACCUUUAUAUCAUUUUAUCUUUACUACAACUGGAGAUGAGUGGUGUUCAAAUAUCAAGCUCACAAAUGUCUCCAAAUGUGAUGUACACUGGGUUUAGGUGCUUUCACCCAUUUUUAGGCUGGAAAGACCUACAAAGUAUUUAUGCUACUGGAAGCUGUUUUUGCUGCAUUGUCUGCAUAUUCUGUGAUCCAACAGGAAGCACAUUUUAUGCUGGGUCAGAUUUUGAAACACCUAAAUAAACUAACUGAUAUCAUGUACCAGUUAAGUUCUGCUCACAAAUGGAAGAGAGCAUCCCUUCAUGCCCAAAACCAUAAGAGCUUUUCUAAACAUUUGCUCUUACAAAAUGCUUUCAUAUAGAUGUCUGAAAUAAAGCAGCACGUUGCAAUUAAUCGAAGAGAAUCAGCCUUUGUGGUUUAUCUUACCUGUGAAUACAGCAGGGUACAUGAGGUACCGUUGUGCUGUAUAAUAAUCUUUAAGUGGAAUGCUGUAUGAUCGUGCUCAUACAUAUAUUUUCGGUAAAAACCUGUUGUAAGUAUGAAACAUUAUGGUAAAACCAUAAGUUCAAUGCACUGAACAGUUCUAAACAUUGGGUAACUUUUUCUAUACCAGUGAGCACUCCUACACCAGCAAGUGUGUGCAUAGCUAUAUGUGUCGAUAUUUUGUACUUGCAUUAAACUACACUACAAUUACACCUAAUUUCAACAUGUACGUAUUGGGUUUCGGUAAAACUCCGAUUUGAGAUGAAUAGAUUAAGUUUAUUAGGUGUCUUCAUGAAGGACUUGAUCUAAAAAGAAGUUACUUUGUGUUUAGAUUCAAAAUGAAGAUAAAUGUGCUGUACAUUGUUCUAUGGAAAUACAGCUGUUUCUUUUUCUUUCAAUUUAUCAUUUCAUUUUUUUCACUGCACACAAUUCAUGGCAAGGACUUGAAGUUGUUUGGUGGGUAUGGAUUUAUACAGUGUGAAUGUGAAUAGUGAAUUUUAAAUUGAUAGCCAUGGGUGUGUUGAAAAAUAAAUACACUGUAUGUUAAUAAAGUAGUCCAACAAACCCUGGUUACAGUUUAUCUUUGCUACAUCAAUGAAAUUUGCCUACUUUUGCAUGCUCUGUGUAUGUAUGUAUGUAUGUAUGUAUGUAUGUAUGUAAGUAAUGUAGGUUCUGUUAUAUUAUCAUCUGUAAAUCAAGUUGUGAGAGAUUUUUUUUUGUCCCUAACAAAUUAAAUUUAGAUAAAUUGGAUACAUUUUUAUUUAUAGGCUAAAAUUUCAGGUUUCAAAUUUGCGUGCCAUUCAUAGAAGAAUAUUUUUAUGAUUUUUAAGAUUUUUAUGUUUGGUGAUUUAUUUUAUGGUCAUUUAUUUUCCUGGAAUUGAUUUUGCUCUCUGACUAAAAACACUCAAUGUUUUGUGAGCAGUGAUGUCUCAAGUGUUUAAAGGUCUGGGUUUUUGAUUGGAAGCUUUGGGUUCAAGCCCCAGCACCUCCAAGCUACCACUGUUGGGCAACUGACCAGGGAGGUUAAGCGUCUCUGCUCCAGGGUUUUCUGCUCUGCUGUAAUGUAUGUGUGGUGAUAAUAAAGGCUUCUAGAUAGUGGUA
Tachysurus vachellii is the source of this 3628-nucleotide messenger RNA. RefSeq names its product transmembrane protein 201 (gene tmem201). The coding region runs from base 117 to 2087 and encodes 656 amino acids. Gene Ontology annotation, cellular component: nuclear inner membrane. Gene Ontology annotation, biological process: nuclear migration along microtubule. Gene Ontology annotation, molecular function: lamin binding; actin filament binding. Lineage: Eukaryota; Metazoa; Chordata; Actinopteri; Siluriformes; Bagridae. The transcript has 11 exons. The record is from RefSeq and is a predicted model, not a curated record.